Urocitellus parryii (Arctic ground squirrel) is the source of this 3987-nucleotide messenger RNA. It is a transcript of the gene Fam171a1, whose product is annotated as family with sequence similarity 171 member A1. Gene Ontology annotation, biological process: regulation of cell shape; stress fiber assembly. Lineage: Eukaryota; Metazoa; Chordata; Mammalia; Rodentia; Sciuridae. Gene Ontology annotation, cellular component: plasma membrane. The record is from RefSeq and is a predicted model, not a curated record.
GCUGCCCGGCCCGCUGGUCAGCGAGCCCGAGCCGCCCGCGGCCCCGCGGCGCGGAGAUGAGCAGGUCCGUGGCGCUGCUGCUCUGCUUGCUGGGCUGCCACGUCUGGAAGGCGGUCACCAAGACGCUGCGGGAGCCCGGCGCCGGAGCCCAAGAAGUCACACUGAAGGUGCACAUCAGCGACGCCAGUACCCACCAGCCCAUCGCAGAUGCGCUUAUUGAGAUCUUUGCCAACCAGGUCUCCAUUGCCUCUGGCACAUCAGGGACAGAUGGUGUCGCUUUUGUCAAGUUCCAGUACAAGCUGGGCAGUCAGUUAAUCGUCACCGCCACAAAGCAUGCCUAUGUGCCAAACUCUGCCCCGUGGAAGCCAAUCCGAUUACCUGUAUUUUCUUCGCUAAGCCUUGGCCUGCUUCCAGAACGAUCUGCUACUCUAAUGGUCUAUGAAGAUGUUGUCCAAAUAGUAUCAGGAUUUCAAGGUGCCCGGCCACAGCCUCGCGUUCAUUUCCAGAGAAGGGCCCUGAGGUUGCCUGAGAACACCAGCUACAGCGACCUGACCGCUUUCCUCACGGCUGCCAGUUCUCCCUCGGAGGUGGACAGUUUUCCUUACUUGCGAGGACUAGAUGGAAAUGGAACAGGAAACAGCACCAGGUAUGACCUGACCCCUGUCACAGCUGUCAGCGUCCACUUGCUCAGCAGCAAUGGAACCCCGGUGCUGGUGGACGGUCCCAUCUAUGUCACCGUGCCGCUGGCCACCCAGAGCAGUCUGAGGCACAAUGCCUACAUUGCAGCAUGGCGGUUUGACCAGAAGCUGGGAACGUGGCUGAAGAGCGGUCUAGGCCUCGUGCACCAGGAAGGCAGCCAGCUAACGUGGACGUACAUUGCCCCCCAGCUGGGGUACUGGGUGGCAGCCAUGUCUCCUCCCAUCCCAGGUCCCGUUGUAACACAGGACAUUACCACGUAUCACACCGUGUUUCUUUUGGCCAUUUUAGGAGGAAUGGCUUUCAUACUUUUGGUUUUGCUGUGUCUCCUUUUAUAUUAUUGCAGGAGGAAGUGCUUGAAACCCCGUCAGCACCACAGAAAACUGCAGCUUCCGGCAGCCCUCGAGAGUUCCAAAAGAGAUCAGUCCACUUCCAUGUCGCACAUCAACUUGCUGUUCUCUCGUCGGGCGUCAGAAUUCCCUGGCCCUCUGUCCGUUGCCAGUCAUAGCCGCCCAGAGGCCCCAGGGACCAAGGAGCUGAUGAGUGGGGUCCACUUAGAAAUGAUGUCCCCCAGCGGAGAGGGGGACCUGCACACACCCAUGCUGAAGCUCUCUUACAGUACCUCACAAGAAUUUAGCUCCCGGGAAGAACUGCUCUCCCACAAGGAAGAAGAUAAAAGCCAAACCUCCUUUGAUAACUUGACUCCAAGUGGGACACUGGGCAAAGACUACCAUAAGUCAGUGGAAAUUUUUCCCUUAAAGGCAAGAAAAUCUAUGGAAAGAGAAGGCUACGAGUCCCCCGGCCACAAUGACUACAGGGGCAGUUAUAAUACUACACUAUCCCAGCCUUUAUUUGAAAAGCAGGACCGAGAAGGCCCAGCAUCCGCAGGAAGCAAACUCACCAUUCAGGAACAUAUGUACCCUGCGCCUUCAUCUCCUGAAAAAGAGCAACUGCUGGACCGCAGACCUACUGAAUGUAUGAUGUCGCGAUCCGUGGAUCACCUGGAGAGACCCACGUCUUUCCCGAGGCCGGGCCAGUUGAUCUGCUGUAGUUCUGUGGACCAGGUCAAUGACAGCGUUUACAGAAAAGUGUUACCUGCCUUGGUCAUCCCUGCCCAUUAUAUGAAACUCCCAGGGGACCAUUCCUAUGUCAGUCAGCCUCUGGUUGUCCCAGCGGACCAGCAGCUGGAAAUUGGAAGACUUCAGGCUGAGCUCUCCAACCCCCACGCAGGGAUCUUCCCACACCCGUCCUCUCAGAUGCAGGGCCAGCCCUUGUCUUCCCAGGCCAUCUCUCAGCAGCACCUGCAGGAGGCAGGCACGCGGGAAUGGAGCCCUCAGAACACAUCCAUGUCAGAGUCUCUGUCCAUCCCAGCAUCCUUGAAUGAUGCGGCUCUGGCUCAAAUGAACAGCGAGGUGCAGCUCCUGACAGAAAAGGCUCUGAUGGAACUUGGAGGUGGGAAGCCACUUCCACACCCCCGGGCGUGGUUUGUGUCCCUGGACGGAAGGUCCAAUGCUCAUGUUAGACAUUCAUACAUUGAUCUCCAAAGAGCUGGAAGGAACGGAAGUAAYGACGCCAGUUUGGACUCUGGUGUGGAUAUGAAUGAACCAAAAUCUGCCCGCAAGGGAAGGGGAGACCCUUUGUCUCUCCAGCAGAGCCACCCACCUGUCCAGGAGCACCAGCAGAAAGAACCCAGGGCCCCAGACAGCGCUGCCUACACGCAGCUGGUGUACUUGGAUGACAUGGACCCAAGCGGCAGCGAGUGUGGGACCACAGUCUGCACCCCCGAGGACAGUGCGCUGCGAUGUUUGUUGGAAGGCUCGGGUCGGAGAAGUGGUGGACAGCUGCCCAGCCUGCAGGAAGAGACGACCAAACGAACUGCAGAUGUCCCCCCGGAGCCAUUAGCCAGUCCCCACCAGAGAAGAUCUGCUCAUGACGACGAAGACGAUGACGAUGAUGACGACGACCAAGGAGAAGACAAGAAGAGCCCCUGGCAGAAACGGGAGGAGAGACCCCUGAUGGCAUUUAACAUUAAGUGAACUGUCACAGAGCCACCCAACCGUGGGAUAUAACCUUGCCAAAUAUCCUUUCUUACUGAAGCGCAUACCUGUUUGUGGAGGAGCCGAAGAAGGGCUACCGCAGGAGUGGACGUCCGCUGCGUGGGCAUUGCCCUGUCAAUGGUAGAAGGGAGUUAAAGUUAUUUCUCGGAAUAAAGGAUGACUCUGGUAGAUGCUGCACCUCCAGGGAGGUGGCUGGGAGAAGUGUCUGAACGUCGUUCCACAGACUUGACCUGUCCACCCACCAGGGAUGCUGCAAAACCGCCCGUGAUGUUGCUACACUCCAAGGAUCACCUCAGUUUUCCCUCGGAUUCUGGGAACAGAUGAAACUCUUUUUGCAUUGCUUGAAUCCAUUUUCUCACGAUAAUGCUACUGUGAAGCUAUUCUUGAGAAAUGAGGGUGGCACUCUGUGUCCCAAGGUAGGCAUUAUCUCCAAGGAAAGCUAUGCAUUGCUGCUUUGUUUCUUAUUUUGCUUAGAUUUUGCUUUGGUUAGGGCUUGUUUGGGGAUUUGCUUCUUCUCUCUCUAUUUUUCUUUUCAAUACAAUUUGGUUGUAAAAAUUGCAUUCCCUCAUUUUAAUCUGUUCUACUUCUCAGUGGUUUGUUUUUGGUGUCUCCCUUCAGGAACUCCUGAGUGUCAUCUUUUAACAUCCAAGCCUUUUAAUGAAAUCGUACUGAAACUUUUAUCAGCUAAGAGUCUUUCAAUUCUGGUCCCAUUAACUCCAAGUGCCUUUUUUACAGUGACAACAGACAGUCCCUCAGUUUUUUGGUUUUUCUUAAUCCCUUUAAUUGAACUGCCUGGAUUUUAUAUAAAGUUAUUAAAUGAUAUCCCUUUUCUUUAAACUGCAUGCUGCCAAGUGCCAUUUGUGCUCAGCAUUCUCAUUUCAGCUCAGUGUACUCUCUAGUUACCCUGUGUAAUGUGGGUUCUGUUUAGCUAAGAUAGACUAGAGGACACUUUAGAGAUGCCCUUCCCUACCCCAUCCCUUUGGCCAUAAGCCACCGUUAUGGUUUUAUUGGCUGUUUGUAUAUACGGUUGGUUGCAUAUUAACUCUGGAAUCCUAUGGGCUGAUCUUGCUCGGCAAACGUGAGAGUAUGGACUGAGCAAGGGGACUGAAUGUGACUAUUAAAAAAAAAAACUUAUGUACUAUCCAAAAGUGCCAGAAUGACUCUUCUGUGCAUUCUCUCUAAAGAGCUGCUUAGUUAUCCAAAAAUGAAAAUUCAAAAUAAACUCAGAAGAAAA